This is a messenger RNA of Zerene cesonia (dogface butterfly), 3792 nucleotides long. It is a transcript of the gene Abi, whose product is annotated as abl interactor 2. The coding region runs from base 198 to 1475 and encodes 425 amino acids. The transcript is spliced from 9 exons. Lineage: Eukaryota; Metazoa; Arthropoda; Insecta; Lepidoptera; Pieridae. Gene Ontology annotation, molecular function: SH3 domain binding. The record is from RefSeq and is a predicted model, not a curated record.
CGUUUAAAGGUGGGGGAGAUUGUUUUGUGAUUAUUGUGAAUAAUAUAAUAAGUUUUUAUGUAAUUACCUAUGAAGAAAAACAUACAAAAUAAUAUAUAAAAUUACUUUUCAGGUUAUAUAUAGUUGUUAUCUCUUCAGUUUAUGUAAAAUCUUUAUUUGGUUCCUUGGUUAAAACUACCUCGAUUCUCAGCUUCAAAAUGGCAGAACUAGCUGCGCUUUUACAAACGGAAAUACCUGAAGGUCGUAAUCACCUCACGGAUAGUCAUACAAAUCUGGAGCGAGUGGCUGAAUAUUGUGAAGCUAAUUACUUCCAAUCUGAAAACAAGCGACUCGCUCUUGAAAGUACAAAAAAUUAUACAACUCAGUCUCUCGCUAGUGUCGCUUAUCAAAUAAAUACACUCGCAUACAACUUCCUACAACUAUUGGAAUUACAAACCAUGCAAUUAGCUGAGAUGGAAGGGCAGAUGAAUCAUAUAGCUCAGACUGUUGCUAUUCAUAAGGAGAAGGUAGCUCGAAGAGAAAUUGGUGUACUAACAGCAAAUAAAGUGACAAAUAGGCAGUAUAAAAUCAUUGCUCCAGCGAAUCCUGAAAAACCCAUUAAGUAUGUUAGGAAGAGCAUUGAUUAUACAGCUCUCGAUGACAUAGGACACGGUGCUCAUUGGAACAGUGGCAUGAGUGGUACACCUCGUGGCCGUCGAUCUGGGUCUGUUCCUGGAGCCGCACCCCUUCCUGCACCCACUACAAAGCCGCCAACACCACCAGCUGCUGUUCGGUCUGCAUCAGCUUCUAAUACUGGCACCCUUGGACGUGGUACUUUAGGCAAGUCAUCUCGUGAGUACCGCACUCCGCCAGCAGUCGCCCCUCCCCAAGUACCAUCGCACUAUGCACCCAACUACCCUCGGAGACCCCCUGGCUACUCUACGCUGCCUGUCGCUCAACCACAGGUUGGCAUGGUGCAUCCCAAUCAACACCAAUCUUCCACUAAUUACUCUCAACAAGACUUACACGCUAGUAUGCCUCCACCACCAUCUCCAUUGAUUGGAUCGGACGGCGAGCACAGCCAACACUCCAUGAGCCUGCCUGGUCAACGCGCGUCGUCGUCGUCGGGCGGGGGCGGGUCGGCGCGCGGCGGGUCGGUGUCGCCGCCGCUGCCGCCGCCGCCGAUGGACGACGAGCUCGCGCACGACGCGUUCGGCCGCACGCACCACCUCAACAAUAAAAUGGGUAAUCAAUAUACAAGCGCGGUGCCAGCUAUCGUGCCUGACGAAGAAGACUUGCCUGGAUGGGUGCCUAAAAACUAUAUUGAAAAAGUUGUAGCCAUAUACGACUACUAUGCGGACAAAGAGGAUGAGUUAUCGUUCCAAGAGAGCUCAGUGAUAUACGUUCUGAAGAAGAACGAUGAUGGCUGGUGGGAAGGCGUCAUGGACGGUGUGACUGGACUGUUCCCUGGGAACUACGUGGAACCAUGCGUUUAAAUAUUAGAACGCAUUUAUCUAUAUGAAUGUGUUAAUACAUGGAUGGGUUUAAUAAUAUAAGUUUGCGUGUAUGAAGGCGUUCACACUAGCUACUCGCCGCCUCUAGGAUAACUGUUGCCCGCAGCUCCGCUCGCGUGAUAAAAGAACAAUAACACGUGUCAUUUUUUUUAAUAUACAAUUAAAUAAUUUUUUUGAACAGCGCCAUCUAUCGGAAUUAAUAAAUUUCGGAGCUAUUCAAAUGCGAAUCACAAUGGAUAUUCAUAUGGGAACGAGAUGAUUUACUUAGGUAUAAAGUAGCUUAUGUAUUUUCUUGUGUUUGAAUUUACGCGAGUAUUAUAUAUUUAGAAAUUAUACUUUUUAACGGAUUUUGCAAUUUUAACGUGAUUAAGGGGAGUCUGUCGCACUCUGUAAAGUGUUCGAAUCGUCAGGUUGAUAAUAUAAUGAAUAAAUCGUGUUUAAAAUCCGUUAAAAAGUCUCUAAUUAUUAAAGUAGCCUAUGUAACCCUCUAACCUUAAAACGGUGGCCAAAAAUAAUAACCAUUCCGUAAAAUAGGUCCAAUACGACGUGAAAAAGAGACAAACACGCUUCUCAUUUAUAAGAUUAGUGCGGAUUACACUUUCUACUGAUAAAACGAUUUUCAUUGUCAGUAAUUAUUCAGUUUAUCCAUUAUAUGCAAUCACGCAAAUAUAAACCUUUUUUCUGUAAUACACUAACCAGUCUCCCUGGCUCAUUUCUAAUUUGUAUAUAUUGCUUUCUUAAUUUUCUUCAAAUUUAUAUGGAUUUAAUUUAAUUUUAUGACUAGAAGAUCGACUUGAAGAGUUAUUUUGCAUUGUAUUUCACAUUUUAAAAAAUUCUCUAUUCACUCCCUUCUUCAUUAAAUUUUCGUAUUUGUAGCAAUAUGGCAUUUAUUUAUAUUAGUUGUACUGAAUUUUUAGUAUGUUAGGUUAUUAUAUAGCUAUUACUUUGUUAUUACGUAUUAUUAGUAUUAAGUUAAAUUUUUAAACAAUGUUGUAAUCGUUAAUAUAAUGAGGUAUUUUUCAUGUUUAAAUUACGAGUAAUAUAUAAAAAUGUAAGUUCAAAAGUGUUAAAUAGUCUCUUAAUAUCUUAAUCUGCUAAUUUUGGAAGCGACCAUUAUUGCUGGUUUUGCAGCAUCUGCAUAUAUUGCUUAGCUUAUCUAUUUCUAAAUCCCAAAUAAUACACGUCAUAAUAAGUUAAAAAGGCCAUCAAUAACUUUAUCGUUGCGUUUCUUGUAAUUAAAUUUUAGAAAAAGGCUUAGAAAUAAUUUUGUUACAAAUAUUUGUCACUUUAUAGAAUUUUGCCUAUAACGGUUAAUAUAAAUGAAAAUAAACGCAAGAGAUAUCGGACUUGGAUUUAGAAGUAUGCUAUAAGAACUCAUUUAUUCCACAUAUGCUAUUUCCAUCUCAUAGUUUAAUAAUCGAAAAUCCCAAUAUUUGACCUUAUGUUGACAUUUGGGAAUUUCUGCUUAUACAAUCUUAAAUGUUUAUAAUUUUUCUUUGAUAUUUAAGUCUUUGUAGUGUUUUUACUGGAUUUCAGUAGUAUAAAAUCGAUUUUAGCUACAUCAUUACAUAGUUUAGUCUUCUACAUACAUAUUUACGUUAACCAAAUAUUAAGAUAUCAGUAAAGGCAAACUUAUGAAAACCUAUGUAACAACAAUAAAAAAUUCAAUAGAAAUAAGAUCCUUGAGACAUGAUAGCAUUAAAAAAGCUUAUACUAUUGAUAAGUUAUUCUAAAUAUGCGUAUUAAAUCUAUUUUCCGAUUUAAUUAAGAUGGUAAAUGAGAAAACUGCAUAAUCGGUUCUCAUAUAAAUUAUGUAGAAUAGAUUACAUAUUUUCUAAGUCUGCUCUCAAUUGUAUAAGAAAACUAUUAAAUUGUGUUGCAAUAAAUUUGAUUUUGUAUUUUAAGAUUCAGUUAAUUGGCAUAUGAAAUUGAAGUUUUCAGAAAUAAAAUAACUUUUUCAUCAUAUUAUAAUAUGUAAUUAAAUGCUAUCGUCUUACGUGUAAUUUAUUUACAAGUUAUAAUUAAAUUAAUAUAUGCUUACUGUUUACACAAUAAAACAAAUAUACCUAUUAAAUAGUGUUGUAAUCAAUCGGUACCUCCUAUGAACCAGAUUUAUGUCCUGGUAUGGAUGUCACACAGGAAUACUGAUUAUUAUAGAAAAGGAAACAAAUCGUGCCUUUUCGUAAAACACAAUGGACUUGUGUAACAAUCUUCAGAAAUUUCAUUAUGUUUAUUAAAUGAUAAACAUAUCUAGUGAUUAUUGUCAUUGAAACAACUUUAAAAAUAAAAUAUUACCCAC